Molecule: messenger RNA, 2071 nt
Organism: Perca flavescens (yellow perch)
Lineage: Eukaryota; Metazoa; Chordata; Actinopteri; Perciformes; Percidae
Gene: dph1
Product: diphthamide biosynthesis 1
Exons: 11
Coding region: 99-1520 (473 amino acids)
Biological process (GO): protein histidyl modification to diphthamide
Molecular function (GO): 2-(3-amino-3-carboxypropyl)histidine synthase activity
Source: RefSeq, a predicted model, not a curated record
CUGUCCUCCUUUCCCGUUGAUUGGCAUCGGUUACAUCUGCGCUCGACUUCUCUCCACUGACCUCUGUAGUCGAUUGGUUUCGUCUUUCUCUUCCUCACAUGUUUCAUGUUUGGGAGAAAAAAAACAUGGCAGCGCUCACGAAUGAAGUCCAGAUUGUACCUGCCAAAAAGCCAACAGUCCGAGGUCCACGGCGGGUAGCCAAUCAAAUUCCAGAUGAAAUCCUGCAAGACCCUGAGUUACAAGAGGCGAUCAAAGCCCUGCCUGCAAAUUACAACUUUGAGAUUCACAAGACGGUUUGGCGAGUAAGACAAGCCAAAGCUACGAGAGUGGCUCUGCAGCUUCCAGAGGGCCUGCAGAUGUUUGCCUGUGUCCUCGCUGACAUCAUUGAGAGGUUCACGGAGGCCGAUACCAUUGUGAUGGGGGACGUGACGUAUGGGGCCUGUUGCGUGGACGACUUCACCGCCCAAGCCCUGGGAGCUGAUUUCAUGGUGCACUAUGGUCACAGUUGUCUCAUCCCCAUAGACUCCACGGCAGGUAUUAAGAUGCUCUAUGUGUUUGUGGAUAUCCAGAUGGACAAUGCACACUUCCUGGACACGGUCAAGUUCAACUUCCCUCCUGGACAAUCUCUGGCACUCGUCAGCACUAUUCAGUUCGUUGCAGCACUGCAGGCUGUGAGUGCAGCCCUAAGGCCAGAGUAUGAUGUGCUGGUCCCACAGUGUCGACCUCUGUCACCAGGAGAAAUUUUGGGCUGCACCUCCCCUCGCCUGGACCGCCAUGUCAAUGCCAUAAUUUAUCUGGGAGAUGGAAGAUUUCACCUGGAGUCGAUCAUGAUCGCAAACCCAGACAUCCCUGCCUACAGAUAUGACCCCUACAGUAAGGUCUUCUCCAGGGAGUACUAUGACCACGAAGCCAUGCGUGCAUUAAGGUUCCAGGCUAUUGACAAGGCUCGAUCCGCCCAAAGAUGGGGCUUGAUCAUGGGCACUCUGGGCCGGCAGGGCAGCCCCAAAGUCAUGGAGCAUCUGGAGUCAAGGCUCCAGUCAUUGGGCAAGUCCUUCACUCGAGUGCUCCUGUCCGAGAUUUUCCCAGGCAAGCUGGAUCUGAUGCAAGAUGUAGAUGCGCAGCUGUGGCUCUACAGGAGGUCGGCUGGAAGGAAGUCUACCCCAUGGAUUUCUACUCCAAUCAGAGCCUGGGGCCGUGGGCGCCCAACCACCCUGACAACCAACCAGCGCGGCCCGCGCGCAGGCAGACUCAGAAACCAGGCUCGGAGCCAGCCCUACCUACCGAUCAGUGUGAGCAGAACCGGUGCGCCCCCUGUGGCUGUCAAGGGAAAUGACCCAUCACGCCCAGCUCUGUGUUUGACUCGUCUCGUGCCUGCCAGUGCUUCUGCCUCUGCUGACGGCUGGAGGGAGGUCAGACCAGAAGAAGAGAAUGGGUAUUUGUCCGGACGGUCUAUAACAAGCAGAGGUAUACCCACAGGAGCCCUCAGCUGCUCCUCAUACGGAUUACCAACCAUAAAAUAAUCCCUCCUUUUAAAGCGCAGCACGUCAAACCAGAAUUCAUUGGUCUCAUUCUCUCUUUCUGCGCGUGUUCUGAGCUCAAAAUACAAGCGACUGAGAGUAUAGCUUGUGCGUUUAAGGUCAUACAUGUUCAUGUCAGUCACAUUCCCAUGAAGGAGCUGCUCUCUGCCGCGCUAAGAAAGAAGUUGAUCCUGCACAGGGGGAAAGCGCGGGCCUUUCCAUAAUGCACACAUGGCUUUUGCGAUUGUUGGAGAGAACGUGCACAAUGGCCUUGUGUACGUUAAAUGGAAUUAAAGCGUUAAUGUGUGUGUGGAUUAAGUCAAAUGCAAACCCCUUGUCCUUGCAAAGGACCCUAUGUUGUCGGACACUUCAGAUGAGUUUCCCUUCAUGCUAAGUUUCAAAGGCGUAGACUUAUAGUAUGAAGCACUUUAUUUGAUCUACAAGAGUAUGCUACAAAAAUGUGUAUUCUUAAAAUGUGAUGCACCACGACACAACCUUGUUUCUCCGUCUUGUUUUUCUGGUCAAACUCUGAAACAAUAAAUCAGGGAAUGGAA